Messenger RNA from Diachasmimorpha longicaudata, 8652 nucleotides. RefSeq names its product GATA zinc finger domain-containing protein 11-like. Bases 614 to 2464 code for a protein of 616 amino acids. Gene Ontology annotation, cellular component: nucleus. The transcript has 7 exons. Lineage: Eukaryota; Metazoa; Arthropoda; Insecta; Hymenoptera; Braconidae. Gene Ontology annotation, molecular function: zinc ion binding; DNA-binding transcription factor activity, RNA polymerase II-specific; RNA polymerase II cis-regulatory region sequence-specific DNA binding. The record is from RefSeq and is a predicted model, not a curated record. Gene Ontology annotation, biological process: positive regulation of transcription by RNA polymerase II; negative regulation of transcription by RNA polymerase II; cell fate commitment.
CUUUAAUCAGUUGGUAAACAUGGCGGCCGCCAGUAGCGCCCUCCCGGACGUGUAACCAUUGUCAAAAAUAAUAAAAUCGUGCAGUUGUGAGAGUGCUCUCCCCCAAAGAAGCGUGCUAGUGCCUCUGAUAUUCCUCAAAAGUGAUAAACCUCAACCGAAGUGAGCCCCUGAUUCCCCGAUAAAAGCUACCGAUCAUUCACUCAAUCAUCAAAAUCCCCUCCAUUAAGUUGCAAAGCUUCCCUCUAUCAACAAAUAGAGACUGAUCCACAAUUCUAAAGCACCUAUAAUGGUGUGUGAGAGUACAGUGUGCCUCGCUUCGUGUUCUGACAAUGAGCCGCCACGGUGACUGUGAUAAGUGAACCUCUCCAUCGUAUUCCCUCACGCCUCGAUUAACAAACGCGCAGUGGCAGUGGAGAAAGAUAGACAAAAAGGGUGUAGAAAAGCAAAAAAAAAAAACGAAGGAGAGUAUCAAUUGAAAUCAACCCAUCAGUGAGAUAAUAAAAAUCAUCAUCGAUGACUCCUUAGUCCAGAAAUUCUGUCAAUAAAACGGCAAGUGAUAGUGGCAUCAACGUAGCAGUGAUUAUUAUCAUUAAAUUCGGUUUUUAUCAUAAUUAUGUUCAAUGUACCGCCCAAGUUCUACGAGCUGUGUCGCCUUUGUUUAUCGUCGGACGGUGUCAAAUUGUCGAUAUUCGAGGAGGAAGGGGCACAGCGUAAUUUUGCCGACAAGAUUCUCACUUGUCUAUCGAUAACGGUGAACGAUGGCGACUCAAUGCCACCUAUUAUCUGUCACCGUUGUGUGUACAAACUGGAUAUACUGCACAAUUUUCGGGAAAUGUCACGUAAAUCCGAUGUCAUACUCAAACAGUACCUGGACUAUGCCAAGCAGUUGUCAUCACCAGACAACCAGGACAAGUCUUUCUCCACUGCCAAAAUAGCUGAUCUGAGCCCACUACAAUCAUUUUUACAACUCAACAAAAUCCUCUUCAAUGAGGAGCCAAAUUCACCCGCAAGUAUCAAUCAAAAUGUAUUACCUCAAACACAGACCCAUCAUCUCGAAUUAAGGGCCAACGAUGUGCCUGAAUCUGAUAGUCUUAAGUGUGAGCCCGAGGAUGACACAUACUCCAACAGUUCCGAUCCAGAUAGAUUGGAAAUUGAGGAUCGCGAGGACAACGACGAUGAUGCCGAUGAGAAUGGGUAUGACAUGACUGUCAAACGUAGGAAAGUCGACGAUAAUUAUGAUGAUUGUCAGAGAGAGUCACCCAAUCGCAGUCCAGUUAAUAGAAUGGACACACCUGAGAGCAAUUGCUCCGAUACUAACAUCGAUCAGGAGACUACCAAGUUGUGGCAGGCACUUGCGAACAAUCGAAAUUUAGAGAUAACAAGGACUAAUGGUGACAAAUUAAACAAUGGAUUUUCCGGUGAAGCUACCAAUCUCCUUCGAUCACUCAUUAACAACAGACAAAUUGGUAUAACAGCGGUUGACACUGGCAGAAUUUCACCUCAGAUUAAGUUUUACAGAGAUACACAGGGGACGGCGAUGGAACGGACCGAUUGUUCCAUUUUGGGGAAUCGAACGAAUAUGCAAUCGAUCGAGAAGCUCGAGAAGAGUGCAUCGAUGGAUAGUAAUCCAUCCAGUCCAGCCAGUAUUGGGAGAAAAGAAACAAAAGGCAGAAGAAAACAGAGUUACCCAAGUAAAGCACCAACGAGUCCAGACACGAUAAAUUAUCAGCAGGAUAUUAGUGAGGAGCAGGCUCAAAAUUUCACAUCCUGGUCGAAUAAGUUGAAAAGCAAGGCUGAAGAACAGAAACAUCAGUUCGACCAGCAGAGUGGCAACAUGACAAAGAAAGUUGACAUGUCCUGUACAAAUUGUGGAACAAUGACGACAACUAUUUGGCGGCGUAAUAUGAAUGGAGAGAUGGUCUGUAAUGCGUGUGGCCUUUACUACAAAUUGCAUGGUGUCAAUAGACCCCAUACCAUGAGGAGGGACACCAUCCACACUCGCAGACGUCGGCCGAAAGGUGAAAAACCGACGAGACAUCGAAAAAAAGAGGCAGCUAUAGCGCCAGCCCAAGCUGAUCAGAUGGAUGCAGAAAGUGCAGACAUGCUGGCAGCUCUACGUCGUCAGAUUCAACCCCACCUGAUGAUGGCAGCUCUCACCCCAUCGCACAUGUCCUCAGGACAUCCACCGACAAGCCAACUCAAUUAUCCCCUUCCCCUCUCCACAUACAUGAUGCACGUGAGUACACCUCACAUGUAUUCAGUAGAUCUAGUUAGUCGUGUUACUCGUGACGGUACAAAUGGAAGUACAAUAAAUUCGAGUGAUGCCCUAAACUUUGCACAGCACGUUAAACCAGAGCCAAGAGAACGCCAUGAUUCUGAGGAUAUGGAGGAUUGUGACGACGAGAAUGUCUCUGAUGUACCACUUAAUCUAGUGUCAACGUCAUUAUCGGAAGAGGCCCACUGAUCCAGUGAAUACGUUGAGAUUAUUGCUCUCUUGUUACAUUUUAAUGUCAUUUAUUUACGUUUUUUUUUCCACACAUCGACAUUGCCUUAUUAUAUUAUUUCGUUACUCAUUUUUACUCUUUCAUAGUUAAACAUAUGAAAUUCAUGCUCUCUACAACAAACUAUCAUUCACGAAUAUUAAAGGAACGAGGGAAUUAGGAUUUUUUUUUCAUUUAUGGAAAAAAAAACUGUUCAAUUUUGCGUGAUUUUAGAUACGAUUGAUCAUUGUAUUUGACUUUGUCUCCACUGGCAUUACUCAAUUAACGAGCUAACUCGGGCCCGUGGUGCAGAGCGCAUUAUUUUAAAAAAUUUGAUAUUAAAAAAGCAGUAUUAAAUGCGAAAGGAAAAGAGAAUCAAAAAACGUUUAACGAAAGUCGUGGGAAGGAACAAUAUCAUAAAUGUUAAAAUGAUAUACUUAACGAAAGAUAAAUAUUUUUUAUAAAGCUGAACAUUUUUCUACGAGUUGAUGGGAAUAACUAUGAAUUAAUUGCACAUAUACGCGCAAACUUGACCGCUGUUUUUUAUGCGAUUGAAAAUUCAGAACGUGUGGUUAAGGUUUACUUUUAAUUGGUACUGGGAUUAAUUGAAAUAUUUGAUUUUAAUGUAGGAGAAUCUCUGAGGCUUUUAUUUCACUUUCUCUUGUGUAAUUGGGGAACAAAUUUUAGGUGAUUGAACUAUUUAUUUUCGUUUUGUUCCACGGGCUGUUUAGCUGACAUUAAGAACAAUAAUACUCUUUUAACAUGUUUAUUUCUUUUCAAAUUUGAAUGAAGGUUUCAGCAGUAAAUUGGUCCAGUUUUAUUCGUUUUUUGGGCUUUAAUUGAAAUGCGAUUGCCUUUGUGACUCGCGGGAAAAUAAUGUCGUAUUUUCAGUUCUUAGGGUGAUCCGGGGAUUUUUUAAAGUUUAAUUGAUGAUCAAGGGAUGUGGUGAAAUGCAACUGAAAUAAUAAAUACAAAAUUAUUUUGGUAAUUAAUAGUUACAAGAGAUGAUGUCUAAAAUUUUGGGUAAUUUCCGGUAACAUAUUUUAUUUAUCUUACAAAGAGAGCUUCUUCUGAAAAAUGAACAUAUUUUUUUACUUCAUGGUUUUAGAAGCAAACUUCAGAGGAAAUAACCGGUACAAAAAUUUCUUAAACACACCUAUCAUCGACGUAUUCAUACAAUUAAUUGAUAAAAUUGUAUCGUGUACAUUUCAAAACUAAUUGUAUGAAGAGAAAUCAUCCACGAGCACAUGAAUGAACAUGAUAGCUCGAGUAAUUUGCCCUGAAAAAUGUUCUAUGACAUUCUCUUCGCAGUUAAUGAAUGAGAUAUAUAAAAAUCGUGUAUUUUACCGCAUCCCUACAGAAUCAUUAUUAUUUGCCAGUGUCAAUGUGAUUCGCCAUACAUGACUUUUACCACAUAAAGUUUCUAUUUCUCAAUGAUAAAAUAAUUUCUACCCCCGAGAGAGAAUUUAAAGAGCGGAGAAUUUACUUACUGAGUACAUUUAAGAAAUUUAUAAAAAGAACAAAAUGGAACAAAAGUGUAGAAUUUUUAUAUACGCUAAACAAGUGCCGAUAACUUUUUUAAAAUUGUAUUUAAAGAAUGUCGAUCAAAGACAAUGCGAGAAACCGUGGCAAUUAUUUCUCAAAAUAUUGCAAGGUCAUUCUAAUUACUGUUGUGUACUUAAAAAAAAAUGAGAAAUUUCGUACAUGCCCGUUGUGCUAAUACAAGCAACAAAGAAAACGAACAGGAAACCUAAGCAGUAAUGUUAAAUAACAGUUAAAGAUGAAGAAUACUUACAGGAUGGCCAGAAAAAUAUGCAGGAAUUAAUAAUGAUUAAAUAAUUAAAUGAUAUUCGCUUUGGAGAUCGAUUGAAUCACAAAUUUACACAGCCAAGUCGUUCAGGAAUAAUUUCAAGUACCAUUGAAUUUCAAUUCCAUCGCUGAUAACCCCAAACAUCAUUAAAAUAUCACUGUUGAACAGAUUGAAGAGACGAAUAUUGAACAAUAAAAUAAACCAUUGAACAGUAAAAUGUAAACUAAAGGUGACCAACACAGGAAAAUGAUACAACAAUGGCCAGUGCAUUUACUCAUGUAACCGUUAAUUAUUCUAAUGUCAUAAUACCUAAAUAACUUUGCCAAAAAUAGAUUUAGUCUUUGUAACAUAGAUAUAGUUAAGGGCAUCGAACAAGACAAAUUAACAUUUUUUAUUCGUUAUUUAUCAAUCUGAACAACGAUGUUUCAAUGGUGGUGGUGUUAAUUGAGGGAAUUUGGAUGCUUAGGGAUCCUUGAGGGGACUUGGAUUAUUAGGGGGGUAGUUAUUCCAUCCAUGCAGCCUUAUUAAUUAAACAAACAGUUGUAUUGUGAAACAAAAUGUAUUUAUAUAUAUGAUAUUCUAUAUUAUGUGCUCGUAACGAAUGAUAUUCUGGCCACAGACGUAUACGAACAUGAGGAGAAAUUUCAUUUUUUUCAUGAGAGAUUGAUUAAUUUCAUCUCGAUGAUUGGAAAUUAAUUAAUGGAUAAAUUUCGAGAUAUUCGAAUUUUUGCAGUGAAAUGUGAUUCUUCCAUUGUGCACUUCCUCUCGUUAUUCGAUUCAACUAUUCGUGUGCAUUAUUUCGUUGGCCAUAAUUUAUUUAGAGAAAGUUUGUGAAUUAGAUGAUUGUUGUAUUGAAGUUGAUUAUUCCAUUUUAUUUAUUGGCAUUACCUAAUUAAUGAGAAGUUUAAAGUAUUUGUUUGUUUGUGAAAAGAUUUAAUGACUUCAUCUGUCUCUCAAUUUAAAAAUAAAUAGACAAUUAAUAAUUGUGGUGUUAUCUUGAUGAUAAGUGAUUUGAAAAGAAUAUUCUAAAAGGAUUUUUUUAUAGUUUAUGAAAUUUUUUAUUGAAAAUUUUUUCGUAUGUUUUCGCUUAAAAUGGAGUAAUUCAACUUCAAUAAAAAUGAAACCCAAAAAUCACAGCACAUAACAAAGACCAAAUGGCUAUUACCGCGUGACUCUGCUAAUAAUGGACAGUUUUAUUCAUCAGGCAUUUUUGAUGACUCUUGUCACUAUUCGAAUCGUAAACACGUUAUUUUAUAAUUUUUCCAUCUAGAAGACAAUUGCCUUAAAUAACUAAAUCCGUUCUUCUACUUAAUUUCGUUUAUUCCUGUAGGGGGAAAUUGGAAAGAAUCAUUAGGCUUUCAUAGUGUAUAAAUGUAGAAUUUGAGGCUCUCUACUAAUGAAAUUAAAAUGAUAUUUUUUAUAUAACAUACGAUGACCGAGUAUUGCUAUUUUACGAUUGAUAUUAAUUGAAACAAAACGAGAAAAAAAAGUAAAAAAAAACCAUAUGAAUAUAUAUAAAUAUACGAUAGUGUCGUUAAUAAUUAAGAAUUUAGUUGCAAGAAUGCCAUGGGUUUGAUAGUGAAACAAAAAUCAUUUCUCUGGCAGUGGUAGUGAAAGGCUUCGUAUUACAUAGAAAAAACAUGUGGUUUUUCUUUCUCUCUCUCUAUUUUUUUUUUUACAUCAGUAUUCCACACCUUUGAUUUUAGUCUUUAAGUCUCAUUUCGAAUGAUGAACAAAACGAUAAAAAGCAUUACUUAAAAACGACAAAGAAAGGAAAAAAAACAAUUAAUUACUUAAUUAUUUAAUUACUUAUAGUUUCGUUUUUUUACAUCUGUUUUUACAGUCCCUCCGUUUUUAUUUAAAUAAUCGAUUGUAACUUAUUUGUCUCGUCUGUUCGCACCAACAUUUUUUUUGUCGAAAAUUUUGGCAGCAGCGACUGGCUUAAUUUAUUAUUAUGUUUAAUAUUAUUUUGUACGAGUGUAUUUUUUUCUUUUUCAUUAUUUUUUAAUCAUCAUCAUUAUAUCUGCGAUGAGGUAUCAGAUGGAAAUAGUCAUUUUUUGCAGUUUUUUUCUUAGGGGUAGAGGGAGACGGACGGUAAGGGGGAAAAGAAAUCAAGUGAUUUAAUUUUUCACAUAUUAUUUAUGUUGAAAUUAUUUCUGAGGAGGAGUUUCACAACAUUCUCAAGAUUGAAAUAAUUAGAUGUUCGCAUUCAUAUAGUGGAACCGAGAUUAUGUGGGUGAAAAUGCAUAAUUAAUUGAAAAAAUGUUGAAUUUGAUAUUUUGAAAAUGCUUCAUCACUGAAUUUAUAAUGAAAAUAAUUAUUUUAGUGCAUAGAAAUUUUGUACAGAAUUUUGCAAAGCAUUCGACACUCAUGAAUAUGGGAAAAAUGUGUAUAAAAAUGGAAAAUUGAUCUGAAUUCUAACAUGACUCAUGGCAUCUGUUCCGUCCGUCCAAGUGACAGCAAAAAUACUCUUAGCUAACUCAAAAUUGAAGGAAGAGAUCUUAAAUUAAUAAUUAAAUAUUAAAAUUUAUGGAACACGCUUUUCACAGAUUUUUAAUGAAAAAAAAAAACGAAAAACUCAUUCAUGUCACAUCGCGAGUAUUAAUCAGAAUUAAUUGACUGACUAUUAUUUUUAUACCAUACAUACUUGUAAUUAAAAAUUGAGAUGGACGAAUAUCCUGUGGGUUUGUGGAAUAAAUAAGUAAGUUUGGGAAUGCCUAGUUUUGAUCGAAUUAUAAAAAAGUGAUUUUUUGUUUUGUGCAAAAUUAUGUUUAUCAUGAUUUUUGACGCAAAAAACACGAGAUAGAAAAAGCCUUGACUCACUUCCUUGUUCCAUCUACUCACAGAAUAAAUGAAGUUAUAAUGUAAAAUUAAUUCGAAAAGUAAGAAGAAAUGAUAAAUUCUGCGAAUACUCCAGUGGAUAAUAAUUAGAAAUUAGAACUGUGAGUGCCCUGAUGUAUUUUGUAUAAAGAAAUAAUAUUGUUAAUAAUUGAAGACAAUUGGAGUUGCACUAUUCUCAUUGAACAAGAUCAAUACCCAAGAGAUGAAGAGAAAUGAAAAGGAAAAAUGUAAAAUAUGAUGUACGGAUAAAAAUACCCGUGUGCAAAGCGCAAUUGGGAAAGAUAUGAAGGAAAAAUCAAGGAGAAAAUCAUUUUUCAAACAAAAUAAUGGAAAAUAUGAGUAAGUUAGGUCAAGCUGAGUGUGGCCAACAGCUGUUGAGAUUAUUCAAGGUUGUGUGUAUCGUUAUAAGUAUUUUUUUGAAUUGUUGAAUAGUAAAUAGGAUGUAAGUAACAAUUUAAUGAAAUCAAACGACCUAUACCUUUGAUUACUCGUUUAUUUCCAUAAUUUGCGUAUUGCACGUACAUUUUUUUAUUUUCCAUUUCGUUUGAUAAUUCGCCACUGGGAAAUCAUGACGAGAAUUUUUUGUUGAUUUUUUUUAAAGAUAAUUCAGGAUAAUUCUGCGUUGAGGUUAGGAAACCUUGUAAUUUGAUAAUUACACUUUUGGUAAUCAUGAUAUUUUGAAAGUACGAAAUUAUUUACUUUGGACAUCCUGUGUGACUUCUUUUUGUCACGAUAAUUGAACCAUUAAUCUAUCUCAGUAAUAUCAUAAAACAAUUUUUGUAGCUAGCGAAAUUUUACCAAAACAAUUGUUGAUCAUGUUGUUGUCAUCUCAUCAUUGGAAAAAAAUCAAGAUAUGAAACUAGAAUUAUUACGUUUUGGUAAAUUAACCUGGAGUUACCUGAAUUAUCUCCCUUGAGAAUUGAAUUUUCUCCUGUACGUUUCAAUUUCAAUGUCAAUAUUAAUGGCAUCUCCCCUUUCCACCCAAACUUCAGUUCCAAAUCUCAACCUAAACUUUCAUUCAUGAGAAAAAAUGUAUUUUUCUUUCAUUCUCAAACUCGAUUUUAUGACAAUUUUUUUUUCUCGCGUAUUACUCGUAGAUGAUAAUGCUGUUAGACAUUUUAAGCUAUUUAUUUGGCUCCUGUAUGUGAUUUGUUAUGAAAAGAGAGAUGAAAAUUAUUUUCAGAAUGCUUAUUAAGAAAGUAACAUUGAAACUUGAAUAAAACAUUUUGAAGAAAUUGUACAAGUUAGUCACACCUGGGGCACGAGAAUUCACUCGACUUUUUUCACGCUAAUAAAACAAUGUAAUCUCUCUACAAUCAACAGAGUGGACCAAAAUUAAUGCUCAGAACGUAGGGGAUAUUUUAUUUAUUUUUUUAUACAAACGAAUUUGGAGGAGAUCAUUAUUUUCGGUGUCCCAGGUUGUGCGAGGGUCAGUUGACGGUUAUAUUACACGGGAGAAUAAUUUUCCGGGGCAUUGUUGUGAUACCACAAACGCAGCUUCAUUAAAUCUUUUUAAAAAUA